Postia placenta MAD-698-R-SB12 is the source of this 579-nucleotide messenger RNA. RefSeq lists its product as hypothetical. The record is from RefSeq and is a predicted model, not a curated record. The coding region runs from base 1 to 579 and encodes 192 amino acids. Lineage: Eukaryota; Fungi; Basidiomycota; Agaricomycetes; Polyporales; Adustoporiaceae. The transcript has 5 exons.
AUGUUCUGGCUGUUGAUGUGGUUCCUGCUGCUACUGAUCCUUUCCCGAGAGGGAUCUGCCAGAUGGGACCCCGAUUUCUUCAACAUGGUCUUGACGGUCGGCGACAGCAAUGUAUCAGGUCUAGGUCGACGACGCUAUGACAUUGUGGGGAUGGGAGCGGACGAAUAUCGGAGCGCGAAGGCGCACCGUACACUGGAUGCGAAUACGCCACAUAGACCACACUGCAGUCAAGAGACCUCGGUCGCGCGCCACCAGAGACUCGCCAAGCUGCUGCGCAGACGCCCCGGCAUGAUACAUUACAAUUGUCGAGGUAUCAUCAACCCGCUUCUCCCGCAUUUGGGAGCGACGAUCGUGCUGUCUGCUGAGUGCGUUGGGACAUACGAUGCAAACAGCCAACGACCAGCGACUACGGGAGGCAUAUCCUUUACCGCAGACGUGUCGGACGUCGUCUCACAAGCAACAAGCAACAGCUCACCGCAGACAGUCGACGGGGGACAGCUGGAGCCGUUCACGAUCCGCCGACAUGCGCAGCCAGACGAGCAACAGAACAUCAGAUUCGCAGGACAGCGCUCAAAAUAG